AUGCUUAUCGAGAGCAGUUUCCUCAGAUCAAUGAAGAAGAUAGGUGAGAACAAGUUUGCAUGGGUGAUAAAGAACUUCUCCUCGUUGCUGUAUGAAACUUUUCAUGAACAUACAUUUGAGAUUGAUACUGACUUGUGCCGCUGCCGCCUUUCAGUCACUCCCUAUGGAAAUAAUCCUCAAUACUUUGGUUUCCGUAUGUUGAUUGCUUACGAUCCAUCAUUGCCUCCUGGAAUAAAAAGACAUUUUAGUUAUCGCCUAACUAUAGUGAAUCCACGUUCGGAAAACCAAUCCAUUAUUCUAGGAGGACCACAGUGGUUUGAUUCGCAGACAAUGGAAUGGGGCUCUGUAAACUUUCCUGGCCUUUCAUCACUUCGAGACAAAGAUGAUGAAGUCAAGAUUGUUGCAGAGGUUGAUGUUCUUGAAGCUAUUGACAAGUUAUAUAUACCAAAGAAACUCGAGAAAACAACCAUAUCUCAGUGCAAGGUAGAGGAAAAGAAUGACGCAGUUUCUAGCGUGUUGCUCAAGGAAGCUUCAGCAAUAAAGGAAGAAACUUUGCGGGGUAUCAUUGAGAGACAUCUAGACAAUGCAGUAGGGUUUCGUUCAAAGAGCAAAUAUCUGAGGAAAGCAUGCAUAAACUCCCUUCUAUUUCUAAUAGAGACGUUGUGCCAAUCACCAAAAGAGCUUUCCAGUGAGGAUCUCGAGCAAGCAGACGUUACAUUGACAUAUCUGAAAGAGACAGGAUUUAAGUUUGAUUAUUUGGAUGAGAGGCUGGACCAGGUACAAGAAAAGAAGGAGAAAGAGAUGUCUUGUUUGGCCAAUCAACAAGAAACAGAGGAAACUCUACUAAACUUGAAGCAAAAGCGUUCAGAGCUUAAGGCAAAGUUGGCGGAUUUUAAAACUCCUCUAUCAUUCGAUGAUAAUUCAAUCAUCCAUACUUCAUUUUGUUUGGUUUGGUUUUCUUUUGGCAGGGAUCUUUUCACCUAUCCCAAGGGAUAUAAAGGUGAUGAUUCGUUGGUUGUGUCUCUCGCCGUUACUGAUGGUCAAUCAUUGCCUUCUGAAUGGGCAAGAUACGUGAAGUUUCACCUAACUAUAGUUAAUCAACUUUCUCAUGAACUCUCCAUACACAGAGAGACAAAUAUUUGGUUUGAUCAGAAAGCUCCAGGAUGGGGUUUAUCAGGAAUGCUACCCUUUGCAAAACUCCAUGAUAAAGAUGGUGGCUUCCUGGUGAACGAUGAACUAAAGAUUGUUGCUGAAGUUGAGGCUCUUGAAGUUAUUGGUACGUUAGAUGAGUCUAAAGACAAGACUUCAACAUCAGUAGAUGAAAGCAUUGAUGUCAAUGGGUUUCAAGUACUUCCUUCACAGGUAGCAUCUGUGAGGUGUAUAUUUGAAAAACACCCAGACUUUGCAUCAAAAGUCCGUUCAAAUAGUCAGCUUUUGAAGUCAUCAUACAUUAAUGCUCUUCUCGGACUAAUUGAAACACUCUGCCAGUUGCCUGACAAGCUCUCUGAUGAUGAUUUGGAUGAAGCAUCUGCUGCAGUUUCAUACUUAACCCAAGUUGGCUUUGAAGUGGAUUGGUUGGAGAAGAAGCUCGAGGAAGUAAAGGAAAAGAAGAAGAAAGUGAACAGUGGUAAGGCUAAGCUGGAACACAUGGAGAAAGAGUUGCAGAAUCUCACUAAGAAAUGCUCAGACCUGAAAGAUCUUUUGGAGAAGGAGAAUGCAGAUUUGUCUGCCACCAAUGUUGCCCUCUCGUUCAAUGAUGUUGUUUGA
Eruca vesicaria subsp. sativa (arugula) is the source of this 1767-nucleotide messenger RNA. Lineage: Eukaryota; Viridiplantae; Streptophyta; Magnoliopsida; Brassicales; Brassicaceae. The record is from the annotation of a GenBank genome assembly.